AUGCAUGAGAUUGUUACACUCCAGCUUGGCCAACGGGCAAAUUAUCUAGCAACACAUUUUUGGAAUCUCCAGGAGUCAUAUUUUACGUAUAAUGAUAAUGAAGAGUCACCUGUCAAUCAUGACGUCCAUUUUCGUCCUGGAGUAGGAGCUGAUGGAUCUGAGACCUACACUCCUCGAACUGUGAUCUACGACUUGAAAGGUGGAUUUGGCACAUUACGCAAACACAAUGCUCUGUACGAGCUCACCGAAGAUUCUGUGUCAGGCCAAGGGCUAUGGGACGGCAGAGAGGUCAUUCAACAGCAGGCGCGCAUUCCUCUUAGCGACUACCAAAGAAGUCUAGAUCUGGGUACAGCUGCGCCUCGUCUUACUUCAGAAACAGUUCGAUAUUGGUCUGAUUACAAUCGUGUCUUUUAUCAUCCGCGAUCAAUCGUCCAGCUGAAUGACUAUGAGCUCAAUUCCCAAGUUAUGCCUUUUGAGGACUGGAACGUAGGCGAGGACCUAUUCCACGAUCUUGAUAAGGAACAUGACCUUCUAGAUCGCGACGUGAGACCAUUCGCAGAGGAGUGCGAUCAACUCCGCGCACUUCAAAUAUUUGUCUCAUCUGAUGAUGCGUGGGGUGGGUUCGCUGCUCGAUACGUCGAUCGUUUGAGAGACGAAUAUGGCAAGAAGAGCAUUUGGGUGUGGGCUAUUGAAGAUGGUGCCCGGGCACAACGCAAUCAAAAAUAUAAAAAGGACACGAACAAGGCAAGGUCAAUUUAUUCUAUAUCGCCCCAGGCAAAUCUUUAUGUGCCUCUUCUCGACAUCCCGCAGAAUCUACCGCAGUAUUUGAACGUGGAUCGACAUUCAGCAUGGCAACGGUCUGCCCUCCUUAGUUCAGCAGUGGAAUCAAUGUCACUGCCAUCUCGUCUUCGGCCAUACCAUGACUUUGAGGCAUCCCUCGCUGGAGAUGAUGGUGCUCGCAACAUUUAUGAGCUGCAAACAUCGUUCAAUCCCUCCGCACUGGAUGAGGAAUCUUCCCCAAAGCCUCAGCACACAUUCGAUAUCGACUUUAGCUACGAGAAUCUAAGCACAGAGGCCGCGACUAUUUUCAAUCAAGUUCAGAUACACCGCGGCGUCGAGGUCGGGAACAGGGGUGAAGCCUCACAACAAGGAGAUCUUGGAUACCUGCGGAAGCUACGCGCUUUUAACUCCGAGUCCUUGUUGCAAAGCUAUUGCAGCCCCCUACGUCUUCCUGUGCUCGACAGUUUCCCACGUGAGCUGUUCUCGGCGAUUCCGUUCCACGAAGAUGGACUGGGUGUGUCUACUGCAUUGACCGCCUCUACACGCACUGGUGAGCGAAUGAAGGCGCUUCAGGUCACCGCCGCGCGGAUGCUAUCAGUCGAAGAACGAGAAGCGAUGAUUCAUGGACUGGGUGAAAUCCGUGAAAAUUAUGAGACAGGUUGGCAAAGUGGGUCAUCUGAUGAUGAAGAUGACUGA
This is a messenger RNA of Penicillium diatomitis, 1476 nucleotides long. Its product is annotated as misato family protein. Bases 1 to 1476 code for a protein of 491 amino acids. The record is from RefSeq and is a predicted model, not a curated record. Gene Ontology annotation, biological process: mitochondrion distribution. Gene Ontology annotation, cellular component: cytoplasm. The transcript is spliced from 5 exons. Lineage: Eukaryota; Fungi; Ascomycota; Eurotiomycetes; Eurotiales; Aspergillaceae.